CUUUACAACGCCGGGUAUGAGUCUGGAUUGAGAUGCUUGAGCUGUCGCGUCUAUCCCAGUCAACAAUCAUCAAAGAAUGCCAGGUAUAUAGCUUUGGAGAAUCCUCACAACAGCAGUCAUCAGCUCCACAGCUCUGCAGCUUUGACAACAUCUGGGGAUCUACCCCACCUUGCUCCAUACUUUGUCACUGGUUCUGUGACAUAUCUUCUCUUCUUCGUCUUUUCUACUGCGGCCACCACCACAACUUCCUACAGUCCAGUACACCAUGGGUCUCAAACUCUUCGGCCUUGGAGGCGGUCUAGAGCCAACAAUCGAUGAGGUCCACGCGCAGCAAGGCCGUCGCCCAUCUGCCGCCGAAGCGAUCGCCGAGGAUAGACGCCGCAAGAGCGUCAGUAACCGUGAAGUUACUGGUGCCAGUCAAAUUACGACACGUCAAUCGAUCGUUCCAGUCACCUUGGUCACUAUCCUCUUUUUCCUCUGGGGUUUCGCCUACGGUCUACUUGAUGUCCUCAACUCGCGAUUUCAGGUUGCGUUGCAUAUCACUCAGGGAGAGUCAUCAGGUCUUCAAGCUGCUUAUUUUGGUGCCUAUUUCAUCGGCCCGUUGACCUAUUCAGGGUGGUUCCUUCGCCGAUUCGGGUACCGGUACACAUUUAUGCUCGGUCUGAGUAUCUAUUGCGUAGGCGCCUUAAUGUUCUGGCCAUCUGCAGUCAAGCGCUCUUUUGGUGGCUUCUGCGGUGCCAUGUUCAUCGUCGGCUCCGGUCUUUCGACCCUCGAAACCUCCGCGAAUCCGUACAUUGCUGUUUGCGGUCCCCCUAAAUGGUCAGAGUUCCGUCUCGAACUUUCUCAGUCCUUCCAGGCUGUCGGAUCAGUUGUCGCGCCUGUCCUCGCCUCAUUCGUCAUUUUCAAGAACGUUGGUGAGAAUGGCGAGUCGCUGGAGAGUGUCCAGUGGGUGUAUCUCGGAAUCGCCUGUUUCGUUGGAUUGCUGGCCAUUGUCUUUUACUUUGCGCCGAUCCCUGAGGUUUCGGACGCCGAUAUGGCAGAUCAGGCCGAAAUGACUAGCGCAGCUACUGGCUACCAGGACAAGCCCCUCCGCAAGCAGUUCACCCUCUUCUGGGGCGUGGCCGCACAAUUCUCCUACGUCGGCGCCCAAGUCGGCAUAGCAGAAAUAGGUUAUUUCAUUAAUUACUAUACGCAAGCCCGGCCCGAUGAGACCACUCUCGCAGCGCAGCACCAAGGAGCAAACUUCUAUGCCAUCGCACAAGGCCUCUUCGCCAUCGGUCGAUUCUCAGCCGCUGGGCUGAUGUACUUCACGAAGCCGCGCUGGGUCCUUCUCCUCUACCAGUCUCUCAUCAUGGUCUUCAUUAUCGCAGCGAUUGCAGUCGACACCGGCCACGGCACGGCCGCUAACUGGGGAGGCCUCGCCAUGCUCAUGCUUGUCCUCUUCUUCGAGUCCUGCAUUUUCCCAACCAUCUUUACGCUCUCGCUGCGUGGCCUUGGCCGCCACACGAAGCGCGGCGCCUCGUUCCUCGUCGCCUCCAUCUGCGGCGGCGCUGUUGUGCCAGCUAUCCUCGGAAAUGUGGCGGACAAAGUAGGCACGAGGAAGGCUAUGGUAGUUCCACUCGCUUUCUUCAUCAUUGCAUGGAGUUUCCCCAUCUAUCUGAACAUGUACAAGGGCAAGGAGUUGGAUGCAUACCGCGAGUCGCACGUCGGGCUGGAGGAGGGCGCUGUGGAUCCCGAUUCAAAGAUCGCGCAUGAGAAGGAUAUUGAGGAUUCGCAGCUUGAGGUCAAGAAUUCUUAGAAGCUUUUUCGUACGAGGGCGGGGAUCAGGCAAAGGGUUGGGAAGGUGUGGAGGAUGAUACCUUGAGUCAUAUUUGAAACGUGUUUCUGCUUUUGAUGAUUUUGCGGUCUUUGGACUCCUGCGGCCGGAAGGAGUUCCUGUAUAUAACAGGCAC
Molecule: messenger RNA, 1952 nt
Organism: Trematosphaeria pertusa
Lineage: Eukaryota; Fungi; Ascomycota; Dothideomycetes; Pleosporales; Trematosphaeriaceae
Product: MFS general substrate transporter
Exons: 5
Coding region: 266-1798 (510 amino acids)
Biological process (GO): transmembrane transport
Molecular function (GO): transmembrane transporter activity
Source: RefSeq, a predicted model, not a curated record